Molecule: messenger RNA, 974 nt
Organism: Stegastes partitus (bicolor damselfish)
Lineage: Eukaryota; Metazoa; Chordata; Actinopteri; Pomacentridae
Gene: mvb12bb
Product: multivesicular body subunit 12Bb
Exons: 9
Coding region: 1-738 (245 amino acids)
Biological process (GO): regulation of epidermal growth factor receptor signaling pathway; viral budding; virus maturation
Cellular component (GO): ESCRT I complex; late endosome
Source: RefSeq, a predicted model, not a curated record
AUGUCUGAAGUGAGCAGCCAGCUGCCUGAAAAUCCCAUCUCUGCAGUCGGAGUAGUCUCUUCAGUCAGCAAGGUCCCUGAGAACUACUAUGUUGUUGCACAAACAACAGAUGGCUCUGACGCCGACCUGUGGAAGGACGGCUUAUUCAAAUCCAAGGUCACCCGCUACCUCUGUUUCACCAGAAAAACUGGGCCUGACGUCGUUGUGGACAUGAAACUGACUGACAUUAAGGACCCGUUGCCAGAGUCCUUCAUACCUGUGCAAGAAACAAUAGACACAAAGGAAGCUGCCAUGAGGAAGAGGAGGCUCUGUGUGAAAAUGAGCCCCCGUGAGGCUGCCGAGACAGCCAUAUAUGACAUCCAGAUCGUAGCGAAGUCCAAGUACCAUCUUGUUAACUACACCUGUAUGGGUGAGAUGAACAAUAUGGGAAUAUGGUAUCGGAUGGGAAAUGUUUCUCAGCAUCAGUCGUCCGAGAAAACUUCCAGCUCAGUGCAAAGUGACGCCCUGCCCAACACAGCAAGGAGAACCAUGAGCAGGCCAGACUGUGAGAAACAGAGCAGUGGGAUCUACACAAUUUCAGCUCUGGAUGAUGUGCCCUUUGUGGUCUCUGACAAGUUUCUUGAAGGCCCCAAAGAGAUGCAGCAAGUCAAUUUAAUGGGCAUUACGAUCAAAUCCCUGGCAGAGAUCGAGGAGGAAUUUCAGUACAACUUCAGCACAGAGCGAAGCGUCGCUCGCUAACUUCUCAUGUGGGCCUCUCACGCUGCAAGAGCCACAACGACAGGAAACAGUACAAAUUGACAGAAGGAUCGUUUGUAAAAUAAUGAAAUGAAGUGAAAGUGCAGGAUGUACUAUUAAUUAUUUAUUGUGUAAUUUUGAACAAACUAUUUUACCUCUAUGGGUUCUAUAUAAAAAAUACAGUAUUUGAAAAAUGUGUGUUCAUGCACAACUGUACAACUCAUUAAAUUUUAGAAAUG